AGGGUUCAACUCAUUCAAAACUGUUCUUGAUGGGUCCAAAUAAAAUUUAAACCUUCGUUUCUGAGAGCUCUUUUCUACAAUCCGACGCAGAUAUUAACCAAUAUUCUGCUGUUUUUAGUUAUCGGAAUUUAAAGUCUGAUCUUUGACUAAUAACCACGGAAGUUUCCGCUGAAGCAGUACUAGUAGAUAGUGUGUUGCUUAUGGAUGUCCAGUUCACUAUUUUGUCUCCAGAUUUGGGCUCAGGGUGACCUAGUGCAAAUAUGCAUGGUGUACUGAGUAAAUUGACAUUUGAGGAGAGGAACGAAGAAAGUUUUGAGGAUUAUACAGCUGUGACUGACUGGGAAGUUUUUACACAAGAACUUGAAAAUUGUUUAACAAGUUGGAUGAUUAAACAGGAUACUGAAGUCUCUUCAGUUUAUGGACGUGUUCAAUUUUGUGGAAAUUUAAAAUUUGGUGAGAGAAUCUUCAAUUUAAGUUACUAUAAAUCUUGCAUUGAAUCUGAACAAACUAAGAAUUCGACCCAUACAAUCACAUCCGAAAGUAUUUCGAGAAACUGUGUUCGUGUUAUUACUCCCAUACCUGAUUUCAGUGGACGAUUUAUUAUUCCAUUAUUCUGGUUUGGUUUAUCUCAUGCAUUCAUUUUAAAACCUGAUGAUGGUGUGAUUAAAGGUGGAACACGACUUAGUUUAUUGCUUAGUUCAGUUGAAAUGGCUGUUUAUGCAACACGAUGUCCUGUACCAGUUUUGGUGGAACAUUAUGGACCUACAUAUUUUGGUUUGGCUGCAUCAUCUUGUCUUACAUCAAGUGAUUAUACGAAUUGUCUUCAUAAUAAUAAUAAUACUGUAUCAUCAUCAUUGUCAACUUCUAAUCGGAUUGGUUCAUUAAAUAUUGAUUUUACUUGUUGCCGUAUUGAAAGUGAAAUAUUAGCGAAUUGUACACAUCUUAGUGGGCUAAAAGAAAUAUUCCUUACUAAAUUGGGUUAUCCUUGGAGUGUGAAUUAUCCUGUUCCAAAAUUAGAUAUUUCAGCCAGAUUCAUAUAUCAUCUACCAUCAUGGUCGUCAUUACGAGUGGAGUAUCAGAAUACUAACUCAUUAAUGUUCUCAUUUGACUUAUUACAAAGAUCUUCAUUGAAUCUAUCGUUUAAUUUAGCUACUACUUGGCCGUUAGUACCUAGCCAUGCAAUCACUGAGAAACCGUCAUGGAAAUCAUUAAAGCCGGAAGGUGCACCAAUUUGUCAAUUACAAUUAUGUGCAAGUAAUCCAUUCGCCGAUAAAAUGAGUGUACGAAUUCAGCGGUUGUUUAAAUGUUGUUCUAAAUAUGAACAACCUAUUCAAACGACUGAUAUCUCAUCAGACAAUCCUAGUUCCGUUUUGUCCAGUGAUUCAGUUAUUCAGUUUCUACUAUUUCUUUUUCCUGAUGCUGACGCUGAAGGUGUUUGUAAUAAAGUUCUUCAUAAUGAACUAACAUCAUCUUUUGGUGAUUUAUCAAUACAUGAAUUGUUAAUAUGGAAACGUCGACAGAUUAUGAAUUCUUCAGAGAGACAAAAAUUUGCUUCUAUUUUUGGCUUACCAAAUCCUACUUCGUUAAUACAUCGUUUAGCUGUGAUCAUUGCUAAUCUUCUUGUUUAUAAACAAUAUGAAUUCAAUGAUUGUUUAUUAUUGAUCAAUUCGAUUUUUAAUGAAUUUUACAUUGAAUUACAAUUACGUUAUGAUCGUCUAAUAUGUUUACCAUCACAAAUAUUAUAUGAAGAAGUAUUCAACAAUAAUGAGAUAAUAAUAAUAGAAGAAGUAUCAAUUGAUGAAAAUAAACCAUCGUUAAAUGCAUGGAAUCACAAUUCAAUCCAAUCAAUUAAUGGAUUAAAAUUUAAUGAUUGGCCUAUUGAUUGUUACUACAAUUUAGAUUGUAUUUUACAUCGAUUUAAUGGGUGCAUUUUGAAGGCUAGAGAAGGUCAUCAACAUCAAACAUCAAAAGUCCAAAGUGAUGAUGAUGACGAUGGUGAUGCAUAUUUUGACGUUUAUGAUGAAACUUCGCCAUCAUCUCAUGAUGACGUUAAGUCGGUUCAUCCGAAAACUAAUUGGUUAGAUGCUUGCUCUAGAAAUGAUGCAUUAUCGGAAGCAGAAAGUAUACUUGAUUGGCUUAAAUCACGGUCUUUAAUUGAUCAUUUACAUUCACUUCUACCGCAUAUCAUACUAGAAUGUAUGCUUACAUUCCAUUCUUUAAUCCCUCAUUGUCGACUAUCUAAAUGGUAUUCGUCUAUGCUCAAAAAGCUUGAUCAGGAAAUCUAUGAUCUAUUAAAAAUUCAUUCCACUAAACCGGCAUAUGUGGACGUAGUAUCAAAAGUCACAAAAUCUUUUCCAUUGUCAACAUUUUGUGAUAUCUUAGAAAUUAUUGCUGAAUUUUCAAUUCAAUUCACAUGUUUCAAUGAAUUAAUUUAUAAUGUUAUUCUUUGUGAUUAUAGUUAUAUGUUAGAUUCGGAUGUAUUUUUAAAUUAUCUAUGUAAAUUAUCCAAUCAUGUUAAUCUAUUGGAAAAUAUAACUGGUCAAUUGAAUGCAUGGUCACCUAGUUUAGGCGGUUGGAUUAAUUUGUCGAAUACGACGACUACUACCAGUACAACUGUUACUAAUGAGAAUGUGAAAGAAACUGAACGUGAUAUGAUUUUAAAAUUAUUGAAAAUGUUAUUUGAUAAAAGUAUCCCUAAUGAAUUAAAUUCAACAGGUGAAGGAAUAUUUCAAUUUACCAGUAUUCCACAAACAUGGUUACCACCAAAUCGUCCAGUUGAUCUAAGACGUCCAAAUUAUGAAUUAUAUAUAUUCUAUACUGAAUUACCUUAUCCAAAUCAAUUAACUAGUCGAUUAGGUUCACAUCGUUUAUAUAUUGAAUUACAUUAUAAUAAACAAAUAUCAAAUUAUAACAUUUUAUUAAUGGCUGGUAGUUUUAGUCAUGAUACACAAUUUUUUUAAAUAAAUCACUAAGUAAGUAUUAUC
Molecule: messenger RNA, 2984 nt
Organism: Schistosoma bovis
Lineage: Eukaryota; Metazoa; Platyhelminthes; Trematoda; Strigeidida; Schistosomatidae
Source: the annotation of a GenBank genome assembly